GGAGGCUCAGGAUGGCGGAUUUCGACGAGAUCUAUGAGGAGGAGGAGGACGAGGAGCGGGCCCUGGAGGAGCAGCUGCUCAAGUACUCCCCGGACCCGGUGGUGGUCCGCGGCUCCGGUCACGUCACCGUAUUUGGACUGAGCAACAAAUUUGAAUCUGAAUUUCCUUCUUCGUUAACUGGAAAAGUAGCUCCUGAAGAAUUUAAAGCCAGCAUCAACAGAGUUAACAGUUGUCUUAAGAAGAACCUUCCUGUUAAUGUCCGUUGGCUACUUUGUGGCUGCCUUUGUUGCUGCUGCACUUUAGGUUGCAGUAUGUGGCCAGUUAUUUGCCUCAGUAAAAGAACACGAAGAUCGAUUGAGAAGUUAUUAGAAUGGGAAAACAAUAGAUUAUACCACAAGCUGUGCUUGCACUGGAGACUGAGCAAAAGGAAAUGUGAAACGAAUAACAUGAUGGAAUAUGUCAUCCUCAUAGAAUUUUUACCAAAGACACCGAUUUUUCGACCAGAUUAGCGUUUACUUUAUUUAUAGAGACUUUCCAAGUAUGUUGUCUUUCCAAUGGUGCCUUGCUUGGUGCUCUCCUGGUGGUGACAUAACAUUGGUUCUACAGAAUCGUGUGGUGUUUUUUUCUGUUUUUUUUUUUUUAAUAACCGCAUGUUCUAAGUGUGCAUUUUUGUCAAACUUUGCAACAGUUAUUUCAUACAGAUGUUUAAUACUUAAGUUAUUGUGCUCUUUUCUGUUAUGUAUUCUGAUUUUCAAGGAUUACUUUUUUUGUAUUAUCAAAAAAAUACAUUUGAACUUAGCAUAAAAAGUGGCCAGCCUUUUUUAUUAUAUCACCAAGGUGUACACAUUCCUUUAUUUAUUAAUUCCUAAUAUAGAAAAACACCUUUCUAACGCUCUAGUUAUCUAUUCUAGCAAGCACACUCUUUGUAUUAUUUUUCUUCCUUUUAAAAUUUAACAUAGUUAUUAUUUUCAAACAGUAAGUUUUCUUUAAUAGCUUUUUGGAACCUAACAUUCUUUCUCAUAUAGUUCCCAAUGCUCUGUUUACAGCAGAAAUAUCUGUAACAUUAUGAAGACCUAUCAAAAAGUUUUGAAAGUAUUUCUGUCUUCAAAGGUAGUAAGGCAGGAUUAAAUUAUUUUUAUUAGAAUAGACAAAUUGCUGAAUGGUAUGCAUGCAUCUAAUGGUUACUAGAGCUCAGGAUCACAAAAUAUAGUAGCAUUGCAAUCUGUGUGUAUUUUUGAUCAAGAUGAUAAUAAUGGCCUUAUUUGGGUUAUUUUUUAUUGUUUAUCAAAUCUUAUACAAAAAUAUGGAAAUACUCCUUUUAAAAAUUUGUAAGGAAAAUAUUUCUCCCAAUGUAACACAAUUGUGGAACAGAUAUAUGUUUCUGAAAAGUUUUUGAAAGAAAGCAAGUCUUAGAAUUAAAAAUAAGCAGGUGUUUAAUACCCCCAUUGAUAGUUAGAACAGAUUAUUACUAAGAAUUGGAGGACAUAUUUAGUACUAUUUUUAUCUACUAGUUUGCUUUCAGUACAAUUACAUGUACUUUUUUGAUUGAGAGUUUGACAUAUAAGUUCAAAUCAGAUCAGCUUGUUUCUUUUAAAUAUAUACAAACAUACAUUUCUUUUUUCUCCUUUUGGUUGUAUAUCUCCAUGCAUUUUAAAACUUUUCUAAAUUUCUGAAUGGCCUAUGUGUAGUAAAUUUUUGUUUUUAUAAGCCUGAAAUUAUACAAGUUUUAAUGUGUGUCUAGAACUUGUUCCAUACAACUGUGGUAUCGAGCAAUAAUGUGAAUAACUUUUGAAAUUAUAUAAACUAUGCUUAAUAAUUUGUAUUAAGAAUUGGUACCACUAUAUAAUACCUUUUUUCCUUGUAUUAAAUCUUUUAAAUACCA
Messenger RNA from Equus quagga, 1882 nucleotides. It is a transcript of the gene CHIC2, whose product is annotated as cysteine rich hydrophobic domain 2. NCBI's taxonomy places the organism in Eukaryota, Metazoa, Chordata, Mammalia, Perissodactyla, Equidae. The coding region runs from base 12 to 509 and encodes 165 amino acids. The record is from RefSeq and is a predicted model, not a curated record. The transcript has 6 exons.